Molecule: messenger RNA, 1410 nt
Organism: Prionailurus viverrinus (fishing cat)
Lineage: Eukaryota; Metazoa; Chordata; Mammalia; Carnivora; Felidae
Product: tripartite motif-containing protein 15-like
Exons: 10
Coding region: 73-1290 (405 amino acids)
Molecular function (GO): zinc ion binding
Source: RefSeq, a predicted model, not a curated record
CGGCCUGCAAGAGGCCCCACAAAGGACCUGUGGACACACCUCCUGCUGGCCGUGCCUCAUCUGCCCUCUGGGAUGGGGGCCCAGCCCUCCUGCAAGGUCCUGCUGUGUCCAUGGUGCAAGGAGGAGGGGCACACAGACCCUGUCACAGUCCCCGUGCCGCUGGGCACUCUGGAGGAGAUGCAUUGUGAGGAACACGGGGAGAAGGUAUGCUUCUUCUGCGGACAUGAUGCUCAGCUCCUGUGCACGCGCUGUCGAGAGGGCCCCUCCCACCACACCCACGCCGUGGGCUUCCUGGACGGGGCCUGCCAGCCCAACCAGUCUUGCAGGAACUUCAACUCCAGCCUCAGAGGCCCCUCGGUGAUGGACGCCAAGAACCAUCUCUCUCAUCAUCCAGUCACCAGGUCUGCAAGCGAUUUCUCAGAGGCACCUCUUGGGUCUUUAACUCGGCCUCAUCCCCACAACCGCCACCAAGUCCAGGCUCUCAGUGCUUCACCCAGACAUUGGACGGCCUCGGACGUGCUCCCUGCCUCCACUCUCUCUGUCUCCGAUCACCCUCCAACCCUCCACGAGGACGGUGUCAGGACUCAGUUGGAAGCCCUGAGGGUGGAGGGAGAAGAGAUUGAGGACAUAAAGAGUCGGGAAGACCAGAAGUUCCAAAUGCUUCUGACUCACAUCGAAAUCAGGAAGCAGCAGGUAGAAGCCGUGUUUGAGAAGUUGCAGCAGGAGCUGAGGGAACAGCGGGGCCUCCUGCUGGCCAGGCUGAGGGAGCUGGAGGUGCAGGUCUGUGAGGAGCGAGAAGGCUACAUCUCCAAGUUCUCCGAGGAGGUUGCCAGGCACAGAGCCGAGGCCGAGGAGCUGGAGAACUGCCAGCAGCUGGAUGUGGGCGUCAGCCAGAGCAGGUGUGAGAAGACUUUUGUGAGUCCAGAGACCAUUUCUCCUGCCCUUGUCAAGAAGAUCCGAGAUGUUCACAGGAAAAUCCUGCCCCUCCCAGAGAUGCUGAGGACCUUCUCAGAAAGCCUGGUGCAUCAUCUGGAAACAGACUCAGGGGCCGGGACCCGGGACCCUCCGGCCGCCAGCUGGAGCACGGCCCUCUCCGAGGACAGGAAGCCGACGAGGUUCACCCGGGACCAGCAGGACCUGCCUCACUGCCCCUGGAGCUCCGAGGGUGUCCCCUUGGCGCUCGGCUGCCCCGGCGGCACCUCCGGGCGCCCCCGCGGGCAUGUGCAAGUGCAGCCCAGAGCCCGCGGAGGGCGUCCUAAUACAGUGUACGACGAACCAGCCAGACGCUGAAAACUUGAAAGACAACGGAAUCUGUGACCGCGACACAAGCCUGUCCCUCCUUGUAACUCCGAGCUUCCUGAUUUACCAGACCCCACUGUUCAAUAAAGUGACAUUUGCUUUCAGGUCCAA